GUCUCUUCUCCGUUCUUCUUGACCAUCUGUGAGACAGAGUGGAAUAUGCCCGUCUGCCCGCCCCGUCUGCCCGCUUGCCCGCGUGCAGACCUAUGAGGAGGGUAGAUGCGAGCUCCAAGGUGCCCCAGACGCCCUCGCUUAGGUGUCUCAGCCAUAUCUCCGCGUCAGGACACCCAACAUACCACAGCGAUCGGCGUGUUGCUGGCUUGAUAGCGCCACCUGUUCGCUUCCAUCAUGAUGUUCCCACACAUCUCGGCCCCACUCCGCAGCCGUCCCCAGACAUCUGUCUACUCCACAAAUCGACCCCAAACAGUCGCAACCCCACAGAUCAUUUGCGGAUCUCCAGGUCACACGACCUGUCCAGAUCGUGUGUCGGCCAAAAUCGUCCGCCAGGUGUGAGACCGCCAACUGAAGCGGUCCAAACGGAUGACCAGGUAUCAGACUGAGGCGCGGCAAACCCGGCGCGAGGCCCGGGUCAUUUGUGCUUGUGCCGGACAUGCUCUCGGGUGAGCACAGUCAGGACAAGAGUAGCGUGGCCAAUGGCGGGCACGAGGGGCUCGCUGCUCGAAACCUCACCCGAAGCCAAGACAGUAGGGGGU
Messenger RNA from Cutaneotrichosporon oleaginosum, 599 nucleotides. RefSeq lists its product as uncharacterized. The record is from RefSeq and is a predicted model, not a curated record. NCBI's taxonomy places the organism in Eukaryota, Fungi, Basidiomycota, Tremellomycetes, Trichosporonales, Trichosporonaceae.